UCAGAAGAAAUAUUUGAUCGAAGAACAGUAGCAACAGAUAUCCAAGAUUUAUUACGUUUCUUUGAAAAACGUGAUCAAACAAAAGAUGCUUUAGUCUGGACACCAAGUACAUUUAUUAAUCUAGCAAAAAAUGUUAUUAGUUUAUGUAAAGAAGUACGAGAAAUUAUUCGACGUGAACCACGUUGUCUUAAAAUAUCAUCACCAUGCUAUGUACUUGGUGAUAUACAUGGAAAUUAUCAAGAUUUAGUUUGUUUUGAAAAAUCUUUAUGGCGUGCAACACCACUUUUAUCGCCAGCAUCCUUUCUUUUUCUUGGUGAUUAUGUUGAUCGUGGUGUUCAUGGUCUUGAAGUCAUCAUUUAUUUAUUAGCUGCAAAAUUUCAAUGUCCGAAAAAAGUUUUACUUCUUCGUGGAAAUCAUGAAAUAAGAAAAGUUCAACAAAUGUUUAGUUUUUAUAAAGAAUGUCUGGGUAAAUUUGGUGAUACACUUGGUAAAGAAGUAUGGGAUGCAAUUAAUACUGUUUUUGAUGUAUUACCACUUGCUGCUGUAAUUGAUGAUAAAAUUCUUUGUCUACAUGGUGGUAUUCCAAGUCCUACAGCAUGUCCAGGUGAUUUCGUUUCAACCGUUAAUGAUAUUAUUGUGCCAUUAAGUGAACCUGAAAGUGAAUCAUCAUUAGCAUGGGAAAUUAUGUGGAAUGAUCCAUUUUCUAUUGAUACAAACACGGCUGCUCAAAUACCUAGUGGUGCUAUUGGUGGUUUCUUUCCCAAUACCCGAAGAAGUACGGGAAAUUAUUUUACAGGUGAAGCACUUAUGGCAUUUCUUGAAAAGAAUAAUUUCACUCAUGUUAUACGUGCACAUGAAGUAGUACAAGUUGGCUUCAAAGUACAAUUAAGCGGUCGGUUAUUAACGGUUUUCUCCUCAUCACAUUAUUGUGGUGGAACAAAUGAAGCUGCAACAGUACUUGUUGAUUCAGCCAAAUUACGAUUAAUCAGACUUGAUACAACAUAG
Messenger RNA from Adineta steineri, 1005 nucleotides. The record is from the annotation of a GenBank genome assembly. Lineage: Eukaryota; Metazoa; Rotifera; Eurotatoria; Adinetida; Adinetidae.